CCAUCUACCCGAAGCCGGAGCCGAUUGGCUCCCUCUGGAAAAAUCUGUGGGCGGGGUAAAGGUAAGCGGGCACAGGCGCUGAGAAAUUCUCAGAGCCCAUUAGGCCCCGCCCAUUCCCUCGGAGUCGGUGAGGAGGGGAAAAGAAGGCGCAGGCGCAACUGCCCUCCCAGGGACCCAGCGGAACCCACGCCCUCCCCUAAGUCUUAAAGGGCUAGAGGCAGUACUUACUGCUUGGGCCCUUCCUCACUUUUGGGGGGCGGGGUGCGCACGCGCAGUGGGGGAGCUCUGGGGUGGGGGUAGCGGUCGAGUAUCAAGUUGCUUUCUGCCCUGGCCGAGGAAGCCGGAGCGCUGAGGGUCCAGUCUCCAGCUUGCCUCCCGCUAUAUCCAUUGGAAGAGAAAAGUUUGUGACUUGGGCCCCCAAGUUUUGAGAGAACUGGGCUUUAGGCGCGGGGGGACAGAGGAGGCUCGUGGGGAGCGUUCCUCAUGGAGCCUACCCAGCCUGCAGAGGACCUCAUCCUGACCCAGCUGCCCCCUGCCUCAGAACUUGGGGACCCUGAAGACCCGGGAGAGGAGGCCGCAGAUGGCUCAGACACUGUGGUCCUCAGUCUCUUCCCCUGCACCCCCGAGCCUGUGAAUCCCGAACCGGAUGCCAGUGUUUCCUCGCCACAGGCAGGUAACUCCCUGAAGCACUCCACCACUCUCACCAACCGGCAGCGGGGGAACGAGGUGUCAGCUCUGCCGGCCACCCUAGACUCCCUGUCCAUCCACCAGCUCGCAGCGCAGGGGGAGCUCGACCAGCUGAAGGAGCAUUUGCGGAAAGGUGACAACCUCGUCAACAAGCCAGACGAGCGCGGCUUCACUCCCCUCAUCUGGGCCUCGGCCUUUGGAGAGAUUGAGACCGUUCGCUUCCUGCUGGAGUGGGGUGCCGACCCCCACAUCCUGGCCAAAGAGCGAGAGAGCGCCCUGUCGUUGGCCAGCACUGGCGGCUAUACAGACAUUGUGGGGCUGUUGCUGGAGCGUGACGUGGACAUCAACAUCUAUGACUGGAAUGGAGGGACGCCGCUGCUGUACGCUGUGCGUGGGAACCACGUGAAAUGCGUUGAGGCCUUGCUGGCCCGCGGUGCUGACCUCACCACCGAAGCCGACUCUGGCUACACCCCGAUGGACCUUGCCGUGGCCCUGGGAUACCGGAAAGGUCGGCCUGAGACACACAGGGCAGGAAUGGGGUCCCGCCUGGGCACAUCCCAGUCCUGGCUCCUGGGGCUCCGCAUGUGCUGGGUGCAACAGGUGAUCGAGAACCACAUCCUCAAGCUCUUCCAGAGCAACCUGGUGCCCGCUGACCCUGAGUGAAGGCCGCCCGCUGGGGACUCAGACACUCAGGGAACAAAACGGUCGGCCAGAGCUGGGGAAACCUAGAACUGGCUUCAAAGGCAGCUCCUGGACAGGUGGUGGGAGGGGACUCUUCCCAAGAGAAACCAAUAAACCUUCUGUGCAGAA
This is a messenger RNA of Macaca mulatta (Rhesus monkey), 1497 nucleotides long. NCBI's taxonomy places the organism in Eukaryota, Metazoa, Chordata, Mammalia, Primates, Cercopithecidae. The record is from RefSeq and is a predicted model, not a curated record.